This is a messenger RNA of Rosa rugosa (rugosa rose), 633 nucleotides long. RefSeq lists its product as uncharacterized. Lineage: Eukaryota; Viridiplantae; Streptophyta; Magnoliopsida; Rosales; Rosaceae. The transcript is spliced from 3 exons. The record is from RefSeq and is a predicted model, not a curated record. The coding region runs from base 52 to 540 and encodes 162 amino acids. Gene Ontology annotation, molecular function: Hsp90 protein binding.
AAGUGUGGGUCUGAAGAACAUGAAGAUGUGUUUUCUUUUCUGGUUGAGACAAUGGAGGCAGUUGUAAAAUCAUGGCACGAAACUUCAAAAGUGGAGGCUAGAGUUUACUUUCUCCUUGAUAACGAAAAAACAGAUACUGAAAAAUAUGCUCCAGUUGUGAAUAUUGAUAAGGCCUUUGAAUCACCCGAUACGCACAGAAAUUGUUUUCCUUUUCUUAGGCAGUAUGCUGAGGAUUCUUUCUCCAGAGCAUCUUGCUUGGUGACCCCCAAGAGUAUCAUGUCUUACCCACAGGUUUGGAAAGGUCAAGGAUCAAGGAAAUGGAAACAUGGGCAACAGGAUGGUUUCUUUGUUCAGUUUGAGACACCUUUCUUGCAAAAGUUGUGGUUUAUUCCUAGUUCCAAUGAAUUUGUUUGCAUAUGGUGUAUUUUGAUUAAGUUAAUAUUGCAUUUGGUGGUGUAUUUUGAGGGGUGUACAAUUGGAGAAAGCUUCCUUUUAUUAUUAAUUAUUAUUUUUUUUUUUUGGGUUUUUUACAAGUUUUAAGGACACGUUUUGAACGUCCUCUAUGACUCUUUUAAGUGUCCUGUUUUAGUUUUAAGGACACAUAUGAGUGUAUUUUUUGUGUCCUCUUAUGGU